This is a messenger RNA of Staurois parvus, 339 nucleotides long. Lineage: Eukaryota; Metazoa; Chordata; Amphibia; Anura; Ranidae. The record is from the annotation of a GenBank genome assembly.
UCAUGCUGCUGCCAGGUCCACAGUCUCUCAUGGGUCCCUGUACGGCCUCCCAUUGCUGCUGUCUCCAUCGCCACACUCUGCCAUGUGCCACUUUCAGGUCUCCUCACACUGCUGGUGUGUUCCAUUUUUUGUCAUAGGGUGCUGGCAGAUUACGGGCCUCCCAUAGCUGCUGCCAGGCCCCUAAUCUGCCAUGGGCCCCUGUACCGCCUCCUCAUGCUGCUGCCAGGUCCACAGUCUCUCAUGGGUCCCUGUACGGCCUCCCAUUGCUGCUGUCUCCAUCGCCACACUCUGCCAUGUGCCACUUUCAGGUCUCCUCACACUGCUGGUGUGUUCCAUUUU